AUGAGAAGAGCUCUCUCAGUGACGUGGGGUGUGGCUGAGGAUGACUACAGGAACAUCAUGGGCAAAGUCAGAGAGACACCCUGGAGCCUGACCCAAGACCCCAAGGAUGAGAAGAGCUCUCUCAGUGACGUGGGGCAGCCACGUGAUGUCACUCGCUCGUCCCCAUUCCAGGUGGUCCUGCUGGACUCAAAGAAGAAGCUGGCCUGCGGAGCAGUGCUCAUCCACACAUCCUGGGUGCUGACGGCGGCCCACUGCAUGGAGGACUCCAGGAAGCUCAUCGUCAGGCUUGGGGAGUAUGACCUGCGGCGCAUAGAUAAUUUGGAGAUGGAGGUGGACAUCAAGGAGGUCCUCAUCCACCCCAACUACAGCAAAAGUACCACCGACAAUGACAUCGCGCUGCUUCAGCUGGCCCAGCCCGCCACACUCUCAGACACCAUCGUGCCCGUCUGCCUCCCGGACAGUGGCCUUGCAGAGCGCGAGCUCACUCAGGCUGGCCAGGAAAUGUUGGUGACGGGCUGGGGCUAUCACAGCAGCCGAGAGAAAGACACCAAGAGGAACCGCACCUCCAUCCUCAGGUUCAUCAAGAUUCCCUUGGUGCCGCGCAAUGAGUGCAGCAAGGUCAUGAACAACGUGAUCUCUGAGAACAUGCUAUGUGCGGGCAUCCUCGGGGACCGGCGGGAUGCCUGUGAGGGUGACAGUGGGGGGCCCAUGGUCACUUCCUUCCAUGGCACCUGGUUCCUGGUGGGCUUGGUGAGCUGGGGUGAGGGCUGUGGGCUCCUUCACAACUACGGUGUUUACACCAAAGUCAGCCGCUACCUUGACUGGAUCCACGGCCACAUCAGAGAUAAGGAAGCCUCGCUCAAGAGCCAGGCGCCUUAGCAUCCCCCCUUUGGGGCUGGGCUGUUGAAUGGCAAUAUAUGGGACAUUAAAGGGGCAUGCAACAAGCACACCAGCCUGCUGUUCUGUCUGUCCUUCCAUCUGUUUUCUGGGUGUUCUAGAAAGAAGUAACAUUUAUUGGGCAUGUAUGUCA
Messenger RNA from Galeopterus variegatus (Sunda flying lemur), 1030 nucleotides. Its product is annotated as vitamin K-dependent protein C-like. Gene Ontology annotation, biological process: proteolysis. Bases 1 to 879 code for a protein of 292 amino acids. Gene Ontology annotation, molecular function: serine-type endopeptidase activity. The record is from RefSeq and is a predicted model, not a curated record. Lineage: Eukaryota; Metazoa; Chordata; Mammalia; Dermoptera; Cynocephalidae. The transcript is spliced from 4 exons.